AUGGCUGGGCUCGAUGAAGGGCUGAUGGAUGUGGCUACCGGUUCGUCUUCUUCGGAUCUUCUUGGUGAUGUUCCUGACGAAGAUGUGAAUCUGUUAUUAGGUGAGCUGUACAUCUCUGAACGUCAGGAGCAGCCGGAACUAGAGGAACGGACCAUCAAGUUUCCUUCGUUGGCUUCGGAACUCGUAAAAACUUUGGAGACUGCUGAUUUGAGGACCUGGAAACGUCUAGUGGAACUGUGUAGUGUUGUGAAAAACGAUCAUUGUGAAGCAAGGAUUGGUGGCGUUACUUUGAACAUCGGUGGAUUCGAAUCCUUAAAGAAGAUUUGGUGCGGACAUUUGACCAUUCCCACGCCAGCGGACUUACCUGUGUCAGAGAAGGGAGCUGAGAUUUCGGAAGGAUCUUCAAACGAACAUUUGGAAGUUAAUUCUGAAUCUUCUGAUUUAGAAUUUUUUGCUUUAAUCCCUUUUUUUUAUGAUAUAUCCUUAGUGGAUUUGGGACCAAGUGAGGAAGUGGAGAGAAUCCCUUGUAUCCCUGCCGUUGUUGAUGAGAUGGCUGUGGUCUAUGUCCGGCUGGUCCGUGGUCUGUGGGGAUGGAUCGAUGUCUUCUACCAACCUACGAAAUCGGGUUUAUUCGGACCUUAA
Messenger RNA from Notodromas monacha, 642 nucleotides. The record is from the annotation of a GenBank genome assembly. Lineage: Eukaryota; Metazoa; Arthropoda; Ostracoda; Podocopida; Cyprididae.